Molecule: messenger RNA, 6346 nt
Organism: Entelurus aequoreus (snake pipefish)
Lineage: Eukaryota; Metazoa; Chordata; Actinopteri; Syngnathiformes; Syngnathidae
Source: RefSeq, a predicted model, not a curated record
UGCUGCCUCGCGCCUCCACGUCGCUUCCGCCCUGCCUCCCAUUCUCCCGCUUGUUAUUCUGCCCGCUUUCUCCUCCGUCCGGGUGUCACGAUGUCCACGUGAGGUGCGCGGCUCCGACUUGUGCCAGAUUAAAGACAAAAGCGGGGGCACAUGCUCGAUGAGGAGGUGAAGGAGAAGAAGAAGAAGAAGAAGAAGAAGAAGAAAAGGAGGAGGAGGCUGCUUAAACGCGCUCACAGGCUGCCGCUGUUGUUUUUCCCCUGUGAGUGCCUUCGUCCUGAGCAGAGCAACAGCAUGGAUCUCUCCUUCAUGGCCGCGCAGAUCCCAGUUUUGACGGGAGCCUUCAUGGACUCGUCGCCGAACGACGACUACAGCGGCGAGCACUCGCUCUUCAACUCGUCGGCCAGCGUCCACGCCGCCGCCUCUGCCGCCUCUGCCGCCUCUGUGCAAGGCCAGCAGGACGAGUCGCAGUCCAUGUCCAGUGACGCCAUCUGGCUUUGGAUCGCCAUCGUCGCCACCAUUGGGAACAUCGUGGUGGUAGGCGUGGUCUAUGCCUGCACUUUCUGAUGCGUCGCAUGCGCAAAGACCCAAUUCUUUGGGAACAUGCCUGGUUUUCCUGAGGGUCAGAGCGAAAGACUCGUUUCGUUGGACUCUACGAUUCUCUUGGAAACGGGACACCGAGAAUCACUGGAACUUUAAUUCCUGCUAAGUUCGUUUCCAUGUCUCCCCUUAGAACAGAAGAGUUGCCAUGCGGAGAUGUGAGAUGCGAAUGGAUGUUAAAUGGGGCUUGAGAUUCGGGUUGAUCCGGGGCCAUCGUGAGCUUCCGCUGCCGCAAAGUAAUUUAGGACAGCACGGUUUAAUUAUACCCCUGAACAUGGAUGGUGAAUCUUAAAAAAUUCAGAAGGCACUGGGAUUAUUUUGAUCUAAGGCGGCCCUGAGGCCCAACGCCAUUAGGGCUCAUGUAAGGAUACUUUGUGGACAUACAAAAAGUGAACAUUUCAACAUGGCUCAACUCCACUUACCGCACACUGAAAAUCACACGACCAUCACAUUAUCAAAGCCCAUAUUUAACGAUGCAAUAAUUUAAUUAGCCCGACAACUUCCUCUUAUCCACACUGCUGAACAUUUUUAACCAGACGUUAUCUUCCACAGCUUUUGGUCGGGGGUAGGGGGGUUGGACCUACAGUACUGGACCUUCUCCCAGUUUUCGCAGCAAGCUGACAGGCUGCUUGCCGUGACUUUGAGGUGUUCAUUAGGACCAGCAAGUUAUGAUUUACCUCCUAAAAACCUGCUAUUAUUGUCAUGAAGUGAUUAUGUUAUCCAGUGGCCACAACAUUGAUUAGAGAGGAAUCAAUUUAACGACGUGUGGUUUUGCAGGGGUGUAGAACCUACUGCCUUUCGCUACAUAAUGUCAAGAAAAUAUGAGAAACAACCUAAAACCUACAAUGAACAUAUUGUUUAACAAAUAUACUUACAGUAUGACAGGGUCAAUCAACACUGAGCAUUGUCAUAUUUGAUACAGUUGGAUGUAUUGGAUCUCAUUAGAAUGUACACUAUAUUGCCAAAAGUAUUUGGCCACCUGCCUUGACUCACAUAUGAACUUGAAGUGCCAUCCCAUUCCUAACCCAUAGGGUUCAAUAUGAUGUCGGUCCACCUUUUGCAGCUAUUACAGCUUCAGCUCUUCUGGGAAGGCUGUCCACAAGGUUGCGGAGUGUGCUUAUAGGAAUUUUCCACCAUUCUUCCAAAAGCGCAUUAGAGGUCAAAGGCCUGGCUCUCAGUCUCCGUUCUAAUUCAUCCCAAAGGUGUUCUAUGGGGGACAGGUCAGGACUCUGUGCAGGCCAGUCAAGUUCCUCCACACCAUGACUCUGUCAUCCAUGUCUUUAUGGACCUUGCUUUGUGCACUGGUGCACAGUCAUGUUGGAAGAGGAAGGGGCCCGCUCCAAACUGGGAGCAUGGAAUUGUCCAAAAUGUUUUGGUAUCUUGGAGCAUUCAAAGUUCCUUUCACUGGAACUAAGGGGCCAAGCCCAACUCCUGAAAAACAACCCCACACCAUAAUUCCUCUUCCACCAAAUUUCACAUUCGGCACAAUGCAGUCCGAAAUGUAGCGUUCUCCUGGCAACCUCCAAACCCAGACUGGUCCAUCAGAUUGCCAGAUGGAAAAGUGUGAUUCAUCACUCCAGAAAAGGCGUCUCCACUGCUCUAGAGUCCAGUGGCGACGUGCUUUACACCACUGCAUCCCACGCUUUGCAUUGGACUUGGUGAUGUAUGGCUUAGAUGCAGCCGCUCCACCAUGGAAAACCCUUUCCAUGAAGCUCUCUGCGUACUGCACGUGGGCUAAUUGGAAGGUCACAUGAAGUUUGGAGCUCUGUAGCAACUGACUGUGCAGAAAGUCUUUGCACUAUGCGCUUCAGCAUCCGCUGACCCCUCUCUGUCAGUUUACGUGGCCUACCACUUGGUGGCUGAGUUGCUGUUGUUCCCAAACUCUUCCAUUUUCUUAUAAUAAAGCCGACAGUGGACUUUGGAAUAUUUAGGAGCGAGGACAUUUCAGGACUGGAUUUGUUGCACAGGUGGCAUCCUAUGACAGUUCCACGCUGGAAAUCACUGAGAGCGGCCCAUUCUUUCACAAAUGUUUGUAGAAACAGUCUCCAUGCCUAAAUGCUUGAUUUUAUACAGGUGAUUAGGUCACCUAAUUCUGAUAAUUUGGAUGGGUGGCCAAAUACUUUUGGCAAUACAGUGUACCUAAUGUGGUCAGGAAAAAGGAGGUAUGUGCAUUUGACUAUAUCUCCAGCGACUAUCAAUCGAUUUUUAUUUUCAAGUUUUAAAUGAAAGAAAAUAGAUUUUUCCAUAACGACUCCUUUUGGACAAAUUAUUAUAACAAAUAGCAUAGCUGACAUAAUCUUCCUCUUUAGUUCACAAACUAGUUUAAAUCAGAGUCGUGUAUAAAGAGAGUACGGCCAACCCGAAUUCAGGCGAUCUUUCUCAAUGAUCGGUCGAAAGGCACUCACGUGACUACAGGGCGCCAUGUUUGCUACCAACUUUGAGCUGAUGCUAUGCGUUUGUAGCACUUCCUUGUUAGUUCUUCGAGGUGUAAAAAUGAGGCUGCUCCGCCCGUGUGAAAGCUUUUACAUCGCAUGCCCCACAGCCCGGAAAGUAGACAAGUAUGUGAAGUGAAGGUUCGUGAGGUAACCACAUGACACAAUAUCUGCGUUUUGUUCAGGAGAGAACACACAGAAGCAAAUACAAAUAAUAAUAACAUAAGAAAUCAAUACAUUUAAGAGAUGGUUUGACAAAAACAGACUAUCCUCGAAUCUCAGUUAACCUAAAAUAAUGCAAUUCUGGAACAGCAGAAGAGAAAGUCAAAGACAAACAGACGAACAUUGAAUGAGUAAAAUAAACCAAAUUUUGGGUGUAAUAAUAAAUGAGAAAGUGAACUAAAAAUCUCAUAAAAUAUAUGUAAGCUUUGCGUACUCACAGACUCACGGACGUAUGUUUGUCCAGACUUUUCAGUCUCACUAGUCCUCCUCCUCCUCCUCCUGCACCCGGCCGCUCACUGUUAAAGACAACAGAAGAUUAGAUUAACACGUACCACCUGCGCAAUCUAAUCAUCAACCAGCUGUGUCUUGCCGUCAGCACAUGCCACGCCCCCGUCUGAUGGCGCUCUGUUUUCAGCACCAUGGACAGAGGCGGUGACCUUUUACUCCUACAAGCGCGCUGAUCACGCUCCCUUUCCACAAUAUACAACAUAAAGUGGCAAGAAAUAUGUCAAUAAUAAAUAAAUCAAAAUAUGUUCUGGACCAAAAAAAUCACUCCAUAUUCUCUACUGCUUGCCAGUGUGACCAUAUCUGAGUUGUUGUGCAGAGAUAUGGGGAAAUACGUACAAAAUUACACCUGUACGCUUACUAUGUUACCCCGACUUAAACAAGUUGAAAAACUUAUUCGGGUGUUACCAUUUAGUGGUCAAUUGUACGGAAUAUGUACUGUACUGUGCAAUCUACUAAAAAAAGUCCCAAUCAAAACAAAUAUCAUUGAAAAUAACACAUAAUGAGUGACACAUAUACUGAUUACAAACACUAUAGAGCAGGGGUGUCCAAAGUGCGGCCCGGGGGCCAUUUGCGGCCCCCAGGUCAUUUUUUAACGGCCCCACGGCACAUUUUAAAAAUAUGAUUGAAAAAAAAGAGCAAACAGGUGAAAUGUAACAAGAAAAUGUAGCAAUGUUUACUCUAAUCACACAAAGCUGCCAUGUAGUCGGUUUCUUUCUUUAAAAAAUAAUAAUGAAUCAAAAUCAAUGUCGUUAUGAAUUAUUGACCUAUUCAAGGCUCCAAUUACGUCACAUUAAAUAUUUUGAGAUAUUUUGGGGGGAAAAUGUUGCAUGUUUUGUGUUUGCCAUGUAAAAAAACGAGCUGUUUUUUUAAGGAAGGGCCUAAAACGAACAAACAAAAAACAUAAACAAUAAAACUUAUAAUUGACAGAUAGAUCUGAAGUUGAAUUUGAGAUUAUUGUGUUAAAAGUAAACAGUAAAAAAAAAAAAAUUAUAAUUUAUUUUUUAACCCUUUUGGAUCCCCUACAAUUUUAGUGUGAUUAGUUUUUAAGUGUCAUUGCUCAAAAAAUAAUAAUGAAUUAAAAUCAAUGGUGUUAUGAGUUAUUGACCUUUUUAAGGCUCCAAUUAUUAUAUAAUCUCAAAUAUCCCACUUAAAAAUUUUAUUGGGUGAAAAUAUUGCAUAUUUUGUGUUUUUUUCAUUUAAAAAAAAGGGUUUUCUUUGACAAAAAGAGCAUACAAUUUAAAUCUUUAAAAAAUGUUAUAUUGACAGAUAGACCUAAUGUUGAUCUAGAGAUUUAAAAAUUUGAAUAAUAACACAAAUAAUAAUACUGAAUAAUGACACAUUUUUUAUAUUUUUUGGACCAAAACCCUUUGGGGUCCCCGGGAUCAAGCCUGAGUGGAAGCCUAAAUGUAUAUUUUUUAUACAUAUAUUGUAUUGGUUUUUAAAAUAAAAAAUAUCAAAAUGGCCCCUGCUAGCUUUGAUUUUUCAGUGUGCGGCCCUCAGUGGAAAAAGUUUGGACACCCCUGCAUUAGAGGCAGCCACCACACUUGACAUACUUCACACAAAAGUCGUAAUUUCUCUGUGAUUGUUCGUCCAAAGCUAAUAUAUAUAUAUAUAUUGGAAAAAUUAGGGUUAUAAAUUAUUUUUUGGGUCAAUCUGUGUAUUUAUUUUUUUUUUCUUACGUUUAUUGCGCCGUCGGGUGCGUGUUAGAGUGCUUGCUGGUCACGAAAUAAAAGCAGGAAUGUAACACCGUAGUGCGUCAAAUACGGCCGCAAAAAUAUACUUUCACGAAAUGAAAGCGUGUUUUAUUGAAUGUUUAUGAGCUGGACUAUGUUUAGAAUGAUAUACACCGUAUUUUACGGAGUAUAAGUCGCUCCGGAGUAUAAGUCGCACCGGCCGAAAAUGCAAGUCGGAUUUUUUGGGGAAAUGUAUUUGAUAAAACCCAACACCAAGAAUAGACAUUUGAAAGGCAAUUCAUGUUAACGUAACAUAUUAUGGUAAGAGUCAUUCAAAUAACUAUAACAUAUAGAACAUGCUAUGUUUACCAAACAAUCUGUCACUCCUAAUCGCUAAAUCCCAUGAAAUCUUAUACGUCUAGUCUCUUACGUGAAUGAGCUAAAUAAUAUUAUUUGAUAUUUUACGGCAGGGGUCACCAACGCGGUGCCCGCGGGCACCAGGUAGCCCGUAAGGACCAGAUGAGUAGCCCGCUGGCCUGUUCUAAAAAUAGCUCAAAUAGCUGCACUUACCAGUGGGCUGCCUCUAUUUUUUUAAUUUUAUUUAUUUACUAGCAAGCUGGUCUCGCUGUGCUCGACAUUUUUAAUUCUAAAAGAGACAAAACUCAAAUAGAAUUUUAAAGACUUGGUCCUCACUUGUUUAACUAAAUUCAUUAUUUUUUUUACUUUGCUUCUUAUAACUUUCAGAAAGACAAUUUUAGAGAAAAAAUACAACCUUAAAAAUUAUUUUAGGAUUUUUAAACACAUAUACCUUUUUACCUUUUAAAUUUCUUCCUCUUAUUUCCUGACAAUUUAAAUUAAUGUUCAAGUAAAAAAAAAUUUUUUAUUGUAAAGAAUAAUAAAUACAUUUUAAUUUAAUUAUUCAUUUUAGCUUCUGUUUUUUCGACGAAGAAUAUUUGUGAAAUAUUUCUUCAAACUUAUCAUGAUUAAAAAAAAAUUAAAAAUUAUUCCGGCAAAUCUAGAAAAUCUGUAGAAUCAAAUUCAAAUCUUUUUUCAAAGUCUUUUGAAUUUCUUUUAAAAUUUUUGUUCUGGAAAAUCUAGAAGAAAUAAUGAUUUGUCUUUGUUAGAAAUAUAGCU